UAGAUACCUCGAGAUACCUAUUUUUAAUACCUUGAAGAAGACGUCCCUUGUUCCUUGUCAAUAAAAAAAAGAAGAAAAAAAGAUGCGCGAAGAAAUGGCCAUGGCGAAGAAGAAACAAUUUGACAAAUUGAAAUUUUGGAAGGAUCCAAGAAUCUUCCAUCUGAAAUGUCUAUCAUGUGAAUCGGAUCUUCGCAAGCUCGUGAAAUUUCCAAGGUGACAUCUUCGAUUGCUUCUGCUGCCUAGCGAUUUGGACCUCAUGCGUUUUCAUCCAACACAUUUAUUCAGCAACAACUUACUCUAAGAAGUAGUGCCUCUACCUUUUUAACUGAUAGAAACAAUUAUCUUUUUAUCUCUUUUAGAACUGACUUUCUUUUUAUACAAUUUCUCACAAAGAAAAUCCUAAGCAAACUAAAUUAAUAUUUCAAAAGCUUCAUAUAUAUAUAUACACAGAUAUGUCAUAUCUCAUAACGUUAAAAGCCAUCUAAAUUGCGAGAGGUAUAUUUGGCAAAAAUGGCAGAGUCGUCGAGCAGCCAAAAUUUACCAUCGACAAGUAAGCAACCAUUCCAUGAGAAGAUCUACUUAGAGACUCACAGCUGGCAUGCAAGUCGUUAUCACAUGAUCAGCAAGUGGGGAUAUAAACUUCCACAUUAUUCAUUCAACAAGGCAGUUACACACAGUUACAGAGCUAUAACAAAAUACUGCCUUUUACAAGAUAUUUCUUACUAUACCUGUAUCGAAAUAGUAGGAGAGAAAAAUUGGUUGGAAGCAGCUUUGAGGGAACAUUGUAAUCCCAAAAAAACUUUUGCAGAGAAUAUGUACACCAAUGGUCAGAGAGAAGGUACUGUAAUGUUCUUUAAAAAGAAUGGCUAUCCACGGUUCCCUAUUGGUUACGUGAACUUUUUCUGGAAGCUAAGCGAGACAAACAUUAAAACCAUUUGGAUAUGGGUACAUCCUGCUUUUUAUAGUGAUUUUCUUAGUGAGAUUAUAUCCAGUUUUGACUUUAAACAGAAUAACGUGAGACAAGGUAGAAUUGACAUUUCACACAAUUUAAAUGAUUUGUAUACAAAUGACGCAGGAUGUGAAAUGCGUGUAUUAAAAUGUGCAUUAAAUAGAUUCAGACUUUCUGGGCCAACAGCUUUAACUGUACUAAAAGAAGCAUUACAUGUACCGUCUUUAACUGAACUAGAUUUGGAUUCGGAAAGUUGCCCUAUGACAGAAGAACAGGAUAGCUCGUUAAAUGAUGAAAAACUAGAUACAUCAUCAGGUAAUAAUGUCUCUGUGCAACCUCUGCUGAAAAUGGCAAUUGAUGAAAAAGCCAACAAAGAUUUGACUAUACAAGAUCUUAAGAAAAAAAUGUGGCAUACUAUAUAUUAUAAAAAAAGAGAAAAUAUAGAAGCUUUUAAGAUACAAGAGCAAAUGUGGCAAUCGUUGAAGGUUUUGGAACCACGUUUUGUGUUACCAAAUAUUAUUGGAUUAACCGUUUUAGAUCCACGCUUUUAUUUACCUGGAAGAAGCACAAAAACUGAGAUUCCUUCAUCUGCUGAAAACUUACAUUCUCAGUUAUCAAAUGACUUAAAUCGUUCUCCUAUUUGGGAUGCACAAAUACGUCAGAUCGUAAGCAGUUCUUGUGUGUCCAAACACACAAUCAACAAGAUUGGUAUGUCAGAUAAUCCAUAUUUCAGUAAGGAUACAGUGACAAAAAUACCGAUUCUUCUUAUACAGAAACCAACAGUAGCUUCUUUAGGUUUAGGUUUCAGGAUAGAUAUUAUUAUACCAUCUGGAUGGGCACUAGCAUUUUGGUUUGCACUUAUAAUGCAAUCUCCAUUAGUAGGCGGACUUCGAGAGACCCAAUUAGUAGUUUUUGAAAGUUUGGGAACAUACGUACCUGAUAUUAAUGAUCCCGACACUCCAGCUUACAGGAGAUGCGCGUCGAAAAGAAAGACUAUAUUAACCAAUAAAUAUUUUUCUUAUUCAUCAAAGCAAAGAGUUAAUUUUAUCAAAUUUGGAAUUCAUAAUCCUUUCUUCUGCGAUUGGAAAAAUUUAACCAAAGACUGGUCGGACGUUAAAAAUUUUUACGUUCUGAGACACUUUAGACUUUUAUUACAUUUAAGAAAAGAAAUUAAAACUUAUAAACGUGGAAAUGCGAGGUCCAAAUCAACUGUCCAAGAGUCAGAAUUCGAUUUUCAAAAAUUCGACCAAUAUAAAAAUUGCCUGGUACAAGUCCAAUUGUCUAUGAUGGGCAAAGGAACGCCGAAGGAGUUCGCGAUCAUCUGUAUGCCGAAACGUAAAGAUUUGAGAAGAUUCGAAAUUAAUAAAAGUUAUGAAGGACCUGUCGAAAAAUGUCACACCGAUCUGAAAGAAACGUCCUGUAAAAUAUUACAUAAAGUACACUCGAUGAAAUUGAAUCAUCUAAGUCUUCAACUAAAUCGGACCAGAGUUAAACGGAGGAGAACGUUCGGAGAUAAUGAAUUGCCGUUGGAAUUUGAUGUUAUUGAUGACGAGAUUAAUCGUACAAUAUUCCCAAAACAUCACAAAAUAAUGUCAGAUUAUGCGGAGGACAUGAAAAAAUUGUAUCCCACGGAAUCGACGAAAGUUCGCCAUUCCUGCGAUAGACAAGUCAUGGGGUACGUAACGAUGGGCGGUUAUUCAUUUCUUCGUGGGAAAAGUAUUGGCAUCGGAUAUGUCACAUUACCUUCGCUACUCGAAAUAAUUCGCAAAAAGUCUAACAUUGUUCUUGUUAGGAAUACUGAAGAACUACAAUAUAGAUUAGCACGAUUAGAAAUAUUAGUAGAUAUUAAGUCUAUGUUAUAAGUAUAUUUUUUACUUUAUGAAUAUUUUAUCUUAUUACCAGAGUCCGGAUCUCAGGACUUUUCCCCACUCCAAGUGCAUGGUAGCGGUUGAGCGCCGCGAAAAACAGUACUGUCUAUGAUCUACGCUGGUCUAGUGAUGAUAGCAAAGAGGACACCAUCACGAAGAAAAA
Camponotus floridanus (Florida carpenter ant) is the source of this 2980-nucleotide messenger RNA. RefSeq names its product ribonucleases P/MRP protein subunit POP1. Gene Ontology annotation, biological process: tRNA 5'-leader removal. The coding region runs from base 511 to 2811 and encodes 766 amino acids. The transcript has 5 exons. Lineage: Eukaryota; Metazoa; Arthropoda; Insecta; Hymenoptera; Formicidae. The record is from RefSeq and is a predicted model, not a curated record. Gene Ontology annotation, cellular component: nucleolar ribonuclease P complex; ribonuclease MRP complex.